AGUCGCUUCUGUGACGUAAUAUAAGUGCGACUGCGUGUCUCUUCCGGGUAUUCGUGGACUUGUUUACAUCACACUAAAACCUAUUAACUAUUUUUUACAGUCUAUGACUAAAACCCAAACUGGGAAGUAUUUCGUAAAUAUGACAGACCAGAAAGCUCAGAAUAUAAGCUCAAUUCCUAUCGACGAGUACAGCAAGUUAAGAAUCACAUCAGUAUGGACGUUUCUCAUGUCGGUUCAGUGGUCGGAGCCUUGGCUGAUCGGACUGAUGGUGUUUCAUGUCGUGUGUUUGUUCCUGACUGUGGUGACGUGCAGGUUUUACAGAGCUCAGAUAUGUCACUUUGUGCUCAUGGCUGGCCUAGUGUACAGUGCUGAAUAUCUAAAUGAGUUUGCAGCUAUGAACUGGAGUUCAUUCUCAAACUUCCAGUACUUUGAUUCAAAGGGCAUGUUCAUUUCUCUAAUCUUCUCUAUUCCUCUUCUACUGAACACGAUCAUUAUUGUGAUGGUGUGGAUCUACAGGACCUUUUCAACUAUGUGUGAACUGAAGACACUCCAGCUCAAACGAAAAGCCCGCAGAGAGAAGAAAGAGAAACAUGACUGAUCUCUCUUUUUAUGUCCAAAAAUGGGCCUCAUUGGGAGGAAUUAAGAAAAAGAAGUGUCUCUGACAUGCUAAUCCUGAAUUUUGGAAAGGGAAGACAGAUUCCCUCUUGUGACUGUAUCAGGAUUUUUCAUUGAAGUCGGUCAGGAGGACUGCGUUUCUCUUUCUGGUAAAGGAAGGUGCUGCUGGGUAUACUGUACGUUCUGUACUGAGAUUUACAAGGGCCAAAGGAAAGUUACUGUUUUGUAUUUAAUGUUGUUUUGAAGUGUUAAAAUACACAACAAAAAAAAUAAAGUGUUUUUUGAACAUUU
Notolabrus celidotus (New Zealand spotty) is the source of this 906-nucleotide messenger RNA. RefSeq names its product transmembrane protein 18 (gene tmem18). The record is from RefSeq and is a predicted model, not a curated record. Gene Ontology annotation, cellular component: nuclear membrane. The coding region runs from base 104 to 598 and encodes 164 amino acids. The transcript has 5 exons. NCBI's taxonomy places the organism in Eukaryota, Metazoa, Chordata, Actinopteri, Labriformes, Labridae.